Megalops cyprinoides (Indo-Pacific tarpon) is the source of this 1444-nucleotide messenger RNA. RefSeq names its product probable assembly chaperone of rpl4. The transcript is spliced from 11 exons. Bases 77 to 1312 code for a protein of 411 amino acids. Gene Ontology annotation, molecular function: protein binding. The record is from RefSeq and is a predicted model, not a curated record. Gene Ontology annotation, biological process: cell division. Lineage: Eukaryota; Metazoa; Chordata; Actinopteri; Elopiformes; Megalopidae.
CACGCGUAUGCGAGUGGACACUCACAGGAGGUCUUAAGUCAUCUUGAAGACUACUGACAUCUAUAAAGUAGCUACAAUGGGAGGACAGGCUAAGAGUAAAAAGAAAAACAAGCCUAGAAGGAAAGAGCGACACUCAAACGGAGACUCCGGGCUGAGAAACUUGUCCGCUCAAGAGAGGAUGAAACUGAAGAUGCAAGAGAAAGCCAAGAAGAAAACUGCUGAAAAGUACACCGCAGAACAGUUACUGGAAAAGACUGAAGAGUGCAUGGAUAACUUCAACUUUGAAAUGGCCCAGCUGUUCUGUCAACGUGCUUUGGACAUCGAACCCACAAAUCUUAAGAUCCUAGACAUGCUGGGAAACAUUUGUGCAGAGCUUGGAAAUGUGGAUAAGGCCAAAGAAGCAUUCCUGAAAGCAGUGGAGCUGAGCCCGGAGGAGGGCCACAGCAAGUACAUGUACCUGGGUCAGAUCCACACCGGCAUGGAGGCAGUGCAGUACUUCACCAAGGGCAUUGAGGUCAUGCUCAACACGCUGGAGGAAAGCACGCAAUCGGCCGCUGGGGCUGCAGCUGCUCUCCCGGACAGCGACCCGGCGGUGACAGCGAAGGACGUGUCUGUGGCCUUCUGCUCGGUGGCGGAGAUAUUCUUCACUGACCUCUGCAUGGAGGAGGGAGCAGCUGACAAAUGCAAGGAGGCCAUCGAGAGAGCUCUACAGUACGACCCCGACAACCCAGAGGCCCUGCAGCUGAUGGCCAGCUACCUCUUCAGCACCGACAGCCCUCAGGAUGGGAAGGAGUACCUGAUGCGCAGCGUGGCCCUGUGGCUGCCGAGCCAGCGCAAGCGGGCCGAGCACUCGCUGGGAGGCAGGGAGGAGGAGGAGGAGGAGGAGGAGGAGGAGGAGAGCCUGCAGAAUGAGAUGCCACCAUAUGAAUCCAGGAUAACCACAGCCAAGCUGCUCGUCGAAGCUGAGGAAUAUGAGACUGCCAGCGAGGUUCUCGAGGGACUUCUGGAGGAAGAUGACGAGGUUGUGCAGGUUUGGUAUCUGCUGGGGUGGGUCUGCUAUCUGCAAGCAGAGAAGCCUGAAGAAGCUGAGACCUUUAAAGACUCUGCGCGAACGUACCUAACCAAAGCCAAAAAGCUGUACCUGAAGCUGAGGUGUGAUGACCUGGCCAUGCUGGAGCACGUGGAGCAGCUGCUGGGGGAGCUGGGCCCCGAGGACGAGGAGGCCGACUCUGGGGACGAGCAGCUGGACAACAUCGGGGACGACUUCGUGCAGAGCAGUGACGACGAGGACGAGGACGCCAUGGAGCACUGACACAGCCAAAGGCCCGCUCCAUCACACAGCCUGUCUGCCCCCUGCUCUGUCUGACUCACUCUCUCUCUGCUCUCUCUCACUCUCUCUCGCUCUCUCUCCCCACCACUCUCUGUCUCUGAUUCUGUACUGUCU